This is a messenger RNA of Ruditapes philippinarum (Manila clam), 2062 nucleotides long. RefSeq lists its product as uncharacterized. The transcript is spliced from 7 exons. NCBI's taxonomy places the organism in Eukaryota, Metazoa, Mollusca, Bivalvia, Venerida, Veneridae. The record is from RefSeq and is a predicted model, not a curated record. The coding region runs from base 251 to 2062 and encodes 603 amino acids.
UUUUAGAUUUAAAAAGUUCAGUCACUCAUUUCAGUUAUGUCUAAUAAUGUUAACAAAUUUACAAGUGUAACAUUUAAAUAACUAAAUUAAUGUAAUAAUCAAUUUCAGAAAAUGGCAUUAAUACGUUAAGAAACAUUUCACCAAAGUUAGCCAGCUCGGACAACUUUGACAUUUCAUUAAAUGUAUUUAAUUAUAUAUCAGUGAUUUUACAUAUAUGAAUAAUUUAUUCAUUCAACUGUGACCCGCAGACAUGUCGACAGACCCAUCAGAGACUAGAAAUUACCAGCGGUUCAUUGCUGCCUUUAUUGACAUAGGAACGGAAACAUUACUGAAAUUGUUAUACUACAAGAAACCGAAACAUGAGCUGAAGAAUUUUAUAUUGUCAAAAGAUACUGACCUGAAGAGAGACCUUUCAGAGUGGCAGUACAAAAAACUUAAGUACAUAUUAGCAAAUAAUACGGACGACUUCGAUAUUUCACUUUUAUUGGCACUCCUAAGUUCGCAGUUCGAGUUUGAAGGUGUCAUGAAAGAGGACUUGAAGAAAAUGAGGAAAAUAAGAAACAAAAUUGUUGCCCAUUCAACAAAAGCAACAAUGAAUGAAAAAGACUACGACAGUCUGUUCGAGAAACUAGACACAAUUAUUUGGCGAAUAGUUAAGGUUGUUGACACAGCCUUUGUGGAUUCAGUUGCUACAAAGAUUAAAAUGUACAAAGAGAUGUCACCAGAAUCUUCUCGGGUAGCUGAAUAUAAGGCAACGCUUAAGGAAUGGCACGAUGAGUUGGGAAAAGAAUUAUUGAAGUACAACCAUGAUCUCAAAAUGUUCUUCAGUCAUGAAAAUGAAAAGUACAUCCGUUAUAUAAAGCUCCUAACAGAUGCAGCACCGAAAGUCUUAAAAGGAUUUCUGCUUCACGAAUUAAAGUGCCGAAGACAAACAGUAAAGGAAUUCCUUAUGCAAAACCAAACUUUUUUGAUGGCAAACCUUCGGAAUCAGGAUACUGUUUCACAGCUGUUUGGAACAGAAGAAGAUGGUACAACUAUUGCUUAUCCAGACAUAACUUGGGAUGCGUGUGUCAUAGCUGAAGUUCUGUUGAUUGUAUUUAGAGGUAACAUAACAAGAAGAGAGCGAAAACAUAUUCAAGGAUUAAAGAGAGCACAUGAAACAUAUUCAACUACCGCCAUUGAGGCCCUAGAUAAAGACAAAAUAGAGCACUGUUGGGCGGAAUUAAGUCAUAGCUUAAGAUCACUUGCUGAGGAUCUCGGUGAGGACAUUGAAGAAGAGGUAAACAAUCUUAUUAAAAAGUAUCUGACCUAUAAUUGUUCUGACCUUGAGCUAGGAGAUUUACUGGAAAAACUAAAAAGUCGAUGCCGUGGAAUUGCCAGUAUUGCAGAUAAAUAUCAAGAAACUGUCCAAAAGCUACAUACAGCGCUCGAAGGGCUCACAACAGAUGAAGCUGUGGAAUUCAGAAAAUAUGAGAUUGAUGUAAAAAUCCACGUUUGUUGUGACAAUUGCCAUAAGACACUACAAGUAGAACAGGCGAUUAUAGGUCUUUUCACAAAUCCAGACGAAGACGACGAGCCUGCAAUUCCUGCGCUCCGUGAGAUAAAAAGGGCUAUUAAUAGCAUUAAAGGAAUAAGUGUAGUGGGAGCAGUUACAGAAAGCGUCGUGUUAACAGUUAGAUGUGAAUCUGGACAAAGUCUUCUACAAUUAAUUAAUUAUAUUAACUGGAAAGGAUUUCAAGACCAUCUGACAAACUUGGAAGCAGAACUAGAAGACCAAUUUGACGAUAUCUUUCACGUGUCCGGCAACUUAACUCUGGAUACUCUGACACGUUGGUUUGAUCCACACUCAGGACAGUUAAAGAAGCAGUUUGAGGGUGGAGUUGUUUUAUCAUUAGCAAGCACUUCACAGGAAGGUAUGAGACAAGUAUUACAAUUCUUUGACAGUGCACAUGCUGCAAAUUGUUUCAACAGGGUGGCAGAGGGUCUUUCUCAUCAGAUUAAUGCAAAUAUAAAAUUGAAGGUUACCGUCGACAGUAAGGAAAUACGUGAUGUUUUAACGUGA